Molecule: messenger RNA, 2947 nt
Organism: Pangasianodon hypophthalmus (striped catfish)
Lineage: Eukaryota; Metazoa; Chordata; Actinopteri; Siluriformes; Pangasiidae
Gene: kdf1a
Product: keratinocyte differentiation factor 1a
Exons: 4
Coding region: 438-1886 (482 amino acids)
Biological process (GO): keratinocyte development; regulation of epidermal cell division
Cellular component (GO): cell junction
Source: RefSeq, a predicted model, not a curated record
UGAUCCUGACACACACAACAGCAGCUUUAUGAUGAUCCGGAUCCCGCGUGAGCUCCUCAGUGCGCGUGAACGCUGCGCGCGCGCCCUACCUGCGGCUCAGGUAAACUCAGGGGCAGAGGCGGAAACAAGCCGCUCCAAACCGCGUCCGAAAGCCAGGAGGAGUGUGAGUGAGUGUGUGUGUGUGUGACCGGUGAGUGUGUGGAGUGUGUGGAGUGUGUGACCGCGGCUUUAUGGAGUGUUGACGGUAAUAAACGCGGAGAGAAGGCGGCUUUAUGGAGUGUUGACGGUAAUAAACGCGGAGAGAAGGCGGCUUUAGGAAGAAAAAUAAAUCGCUUCAGUGACAAAACACACUUCCGCCAUCGGAAUCGCCGCGAGCGUGAGCUCAGAACACCACCAGAGUUCCUGUCGAGUCUAUGAGGUCCUGACUGAAGCGUGCAAUGCCUGGACACAGCACCGGGACCAAACACAAGUCCCGUCCACACACACAUGGGUCGGGACGCUGCAGGUCCGAGUGUUACAGGCCGAGCCGAUACAGCUCGAGAGACAGCUCCUACCGAGAUCAUCACACCACCAAACAGGAGUCGUAUAGGAACCAGCGCAACACGAAUCAGGACUCGUACCUAGAUCACUACACUGAUUUACCCCGGAUCAUCGACCCGCAGCCGCCCCACAGUCCUCCACACUACGCUAAAUCCACCACGAGUUCAUACCGAGAGAAUCACACCACCAAUCACGAUUCAUACCGAGAGAAUCAUAAAACAAAUCAGGAUUCAUUCCGGAAUCACUACACAGCCAAUCAGCACUUACACCGUGAUAAUCAGGAACCUUACCACAACCAUGCCUCGAGUCCGGACCGCAAAAUGUCCCAGGAUUCAUGCCGGAAUUAUUACACCAGCAAUCAUCACUCAUUCCGGGAUCAGGAUUCACACCGUGAUCACGGCGCUGAUCCGCCACGUGCCAUCGUCAUCGACACCCAGCCGUCCCACAGUGCUUCUCGGAGUUGCGCUAACGGAUUGAUCCCGAGCGCUCCGUGCGGCUCGUGUUCCUGGUCAGACUGCCGAGCUCUGAUCUGCUGCGUCCUCACCUGUGGCUUUUAUGGCCGCCAGCAGCCCUGCAUUCCCCCUAACGAGAGUUCCACCGACCCGCCACCCAAAACCGAGCCUGAACCACGACGGCCUGAGCCCAAAUCCGAACCCAAAACCACUCACCUGCCCAGUUCUGGAAGUUUCCGUUAUGGAGAUGUCUACCUAGCGGGAAAGAAGGUAGUUUACUCACCAAAUUCAGAAGCUCCAGCUCGCCGCAGCAGGUCCACGGCAAAGGGCGAGAGUCAAAGACCCAUUAGCAACACUAGCAUUUACUCCAGAGAGGAUCUGGACGUGGACGACGUGGAUGACGGAGGCACUGAUAUCGACUCACUAAUCACCAAGAAGCUUCUGGAGCUUUAUAAACUGCACCAGAUCGAGCAGCUGGCCAAGUGCACCUCAGACCUGUCAUUCUCACGCAAGACAAACGAGAUCAGCGACCUGAUCAACAGCAUUGCUCAGGACUACAACCUGGAGGAGCAAGAGGCCGAGUGCCGGCUCGUACACGGCGUCAUUCGCAUCAGCACACGCAAGUACAAGUCUCAGACUUCUAAAGGCUAUAAAAGCAAAGACUACAAAUCCCAGGAUGCAUUGCUGCAGCCAAACGGGAGGAGGGACGGGACGCUGCCGGACAGCGGCAAUGAAACCAUGACCUUUACCUUCAGCACUGAUGAACCGGAGAUGCUGGUGUCUGAUCUAACGCCGUCUGAUGAGCUGGCGAGGAAGAUGAGAGGACACAGCGGGCGAAGCGCGUAUUCUUCAGGAAUGGCCACGGACUCGUCUGCAGAGCCGCUGCUGUGCUGACGGACGCGUGACGGAGACUCGCAGACGGGUUACAGACGCAUCGGAUGGAUUACAGACGCUGCCGUGUUCGAUCAAAACACUGAUUACUGACCAGAUGUCUGGAUUAAAGACUAAGCAAACUGUAGACUAAGAGGCUCGUUUAGGGAUGCCACUGCCAUAUUAAACACCACACAGAGGUAUUAUAGAGACACACAUCUGGAUUAAACUCUCAGCCAUAAUCACACACAUUAUAGAUGGCAGGUCUGGAUUAGAGGCCGCACAUCUGCGUUAUAAGUCACAUGGCUGGGUUAAACACCUCGGAACAGGAUUAGAGGCAUUUUUCAGCCACAAGUAGAUUGUAGAAGACUGGAGGGGAUUUGCAGAGUGCAGAUUAGUGACUGCACAGCUGGAUUAAAGAUCACACUGUGGGUUUGGAGAACAGAAUCCAGGAACUUCUUUCCAGAUUGUAGAGCAUUCUCAUCCUCAAUUUUGUCCAAAUUGCAGCUCAGAUGUCUGGAUUAGAGAUUAGAGACCACACAGCUGGAUUAAAGAGACUUUCUGAUCACUUUAGAGACCACACAGCUGGAUUAAAAUCCUUUUGACAGGAAUUAGAGACGUGUGUGCUGGAUUAAACACUGAUUGGAGACGACUCUUCUCCGGCUGGAUUUUUUUUCUCCCACUCCACAGCUUGUCAUUGUGUGUUUUAUCAGAUGGAGGAUGUGUGUGUGGGUGUGUUGGGAUUAAACUCACACUCUGUGCCUGUGAUUAUUCUGUAAAAAGUGUUCUGUAUUGAGUCACAGAGCCGGAACCUGAGGAACCUGUGCUGCCGCUGCUCACAGACCACAAGCUGACUUUUUUAAACUAUUUUUUCGGUCUCCAUGUCUCCAUGUCUCCAUGUCUCCGUGCCCUCACUCACUCGGACUCGUUUUACUGCAGUCCUUUUUCAUAAUUAACCUCGUCUCUCAGGCUCUGUGACCUCCUGCGGCUUUGUGUUGCUUGCUCACUCUUAAAGCACGUUGCGGUUUUGUUUGUUUGUUUGUUUGUUUUUUGUUUUUUUUUUUAAUAAAAAGGCAUGUCCUGUA